Molecule: messenger RNA, 1722 nt
Organism: Procambarus clarkii (red swamp crayfish)
Lineage: Eukaryota; Metazoa; Arthropoda; Malacostraca; Decapoda; Cambaridae
Source: RefSeq, a predicted model, not a curated record
AUGACAAUGAUCCUACAUUAUAAUGCCACCAUGACAAUGAUCCUACAUUAUAAUGCCACCAUGACAAUGAUCCUACAUAACAAUGCCACCACGACAAUGAUCCUACAUAACAAUGCCACCACGACAAUGAUCCUACAUAACAAUGCCACCAUGACAAUGAUCCUACAUAACAAUACCACCAUGACAAUGAUCCUACGUAACAAUGCCACCACGACAAUGAUCCUACGUAACAAUGCCACCAUGACAAUAAUCCUACGUAACAAUGCCACCACGACAAUGAUCCUACGUAACAAUGCCACCAUGACAAUGAUCCUACAUAACAAUGCCACCAUGACAAUGAUCCUACAUAACAAUGCCACCAUGACAAUGAUCCUACGUAACAAUGCCACCACGACAAUGAUCCUACGUAACAAUGCCACCAUGACAAUGAUCCUACGUAACAAUGCCACCAUGACAAUGAUCCUACAUAACAAUGCCACCAUGACAAUGAUCCUACAUAACAAUGACACCACGAUAAUGAUCCUACAUAACAAUGCCACCAUGACAAUGAUCCUACAUAACAAUGCCACCAUGACAAUGAUUCUACAUAACAAUGCCACCAUGACAAUGAUCCUACAUAACAAUGCCACCAUGACAAUGAUCCUACAUAACAAUGCCACCAUGACAAUGAUCCUACGUAACAAUGCCACCAUGACAAUGAUCCUACAUAACAAUACCACCAUGACAAUGAUCCUACGUAACAAUGCCACCACGACAAUGAUCCUACGUAACAAUGCCACCAUGACAAUAAUCCUACGUAACAAUGCCACCACGACAAUGAUCCUACGUAACAAUGCCACCAUGACAAUGAUCCUACAUAACAAUGCCACCAUGACAAUGAUCCUACAUAACAAUGCCACCAUGACAAUGAUCCUACGUAACAAUGCCACCACGACAAUGAUCCUACGUAACAAUGCUACCAUGACAAUGAUCCUACGUAACAAUGCCACCAUGACAAUGAUCCUACAUAACAAUGCCACCAUGACAAUGAUCCUACAUAACAAUGACACCACGAUAAUGAUCCUACAUAACAAUGCCACCAUGACAAUGAUCCUACAUAACAAUGCCACCACGACAAUGAUCCUACAUAACAAUGCCACCAUGACAAUGAUCCUACAUAACAAUACCACCAUGACAAUGAUCCUACGUAACAAUGCCACCACGACAAUGAUCCUACGUAACAAUGCCACCAUGACAAUAAUCCUACGUAACAAUGCCACCACGACAAUGAUCCUACGUAACAAUGCCACCAUGACAAUGAUCCUACAUAACAAUGCCACCAUGACAAUGAUCCUACAUAACAAUGCCACCAUGACAAUGAUCCUACGUAACAAUGCCACCACGACAAUGAUCCUACAUAACAAUGCCACCAUGACAAUGAUCCUACAUAACAAUGCCACCAUGACAAUGAUCCUACGUAACAAUGCCACCACGACAAUGAUCCUACGUAACAAUGCCACCAUGACAAUGAUCCUACAUAACAAUGCCACCAUGACAAUGAUCCUACAUAACAAUGCCACCAUAACAAUGAUCCUACAUAACAAUGCCACCAUGACAAUGAUCCUACGUAACAAUGCCACCACGACAAUGAUCCUACGUAACAAUGCCACCAUGACAAUGAUCCUACAUAACAAUGCCACCAUGACAAUGAUCGUACAUAACAAUGCCACCAUGAUUACGUGA